Gongylonema pulchrum is the source of this 552-nucleotide messenger RNA. Lineage: Eukaryota; Metazoa; Nematoda; Chromadorea; Rhabditida; Gongylonematidae. The record is from the annotation of a GenBank genome assembly.
AUGAAUGAUAGUGGCCAUUACCGUUGUCAUAGUGGAACUCUUAUCAGCGAUGUUGCCGUGGUGGUUGUUGCGCCCACUCAAGAUGUAAAUACGACAAAAAAUGUGUUGUUAAAGGAGUUUCCAUCCGAAAUGUCAGUGCCUGAGGGAGGAAGUUUGAUACUGGAAUGCCUUCCGGAUGACCCACAAUCGUCCGUGUCUUGGCAUAUUGUCAAUGAAUACGGCCAGCCCAUUCCGAAGUAUAAGUCGGAAAAUAGCGAGUUGCGCACUGCUGUGAUGAUUCAUUCGGCAAGCGCUCAAGAUAAUGGUAAAUAUGCCUGUGUAGUGUCCGGAAAAGCGACCCGACAAACCAUCUGGACAUUCGUCACAGUACAAGUGGCACCGCUACUACCGGUCAAACGUUCGGUACGAAGAAUAACAGGAGCACUUGGAACAACAACACGGCUGAGGUGUUCCGCAUCGGUAGAGCCGCAUGAUGCAUCCUUACAGAUUAACUGGUACAAAGAUGGAAAGAAAGUGGUAACAUUCGGAAGGGCAAAGCAGAUGUGGGAAUAG